Messenger RNA from Rhizophagus irregularis DAOM 181602=DAOM 197198, 545 nucleotides. NCBI's taxonomy places the organism in Eukaryota, Fungi, Glomeromycota, Glomeromycetes, Glomerales, Glomeraceae. The record is from RefSeq and is a predicted model, not a curated record.
GUUUGGGAGUCCUUUCCUUUUUGGGAAACUUUUUGCUCAAUAUACUCCAGUCUAUUAUAAAAAACACCAAGGAUAAAGCCUGAGGCGAUCGUGGUAUACUUUUGUUUAUAACAACCUUUUGUACUCGGUCGACCGGUUGGGUUAUCGUUAAACUCCCGAAAUUCCUACAUUGUCUUUAAGUUAUAUAUGUCCGUCAAAAACCUUUCUUCAAAAUUCUCAAAACUUGCAAGAAACGCCUCCAUAAAGUCAUUUGUGACCUCUUCCCGAGUUAAAACUAUAUUUUUCGACAUUUUGUAUUAUAGUUUUAUGGUAUUUUUUAAAAAAAUAUUGCUUUAUUUUUUGUUGGACCAAAAAUUACGGGAGAGAGUUUUUCUCUCAUUUUCAUGCCGACCUUAAUUUAUAUAUUUUUCAACCACAAUUUUCAUUUUAUUUAUAUUAUUAAAAUUAUAAAGUUUUCAGAGCAACUCUAUUAAAUGUAUUCAAUAACAUAUCAAUAAAUAAGGUAGGAUGUUAUAGAUAUAUAAUCCUUCUAAUUAUUUACAUUA